Messenger RNA from Punctularia strigosozonata HHB-11173 SS5, 1299 nucleotides. RefSeq lists its product as uncharacterized. The record is from RefSeq and is a predicted model, not a curated record. Bases 1 to 1299 code for a protein of 432 amino acids. Lineage: Eukaryota; Fungi; Basidiomycota; Agaricomycetes; Corticiales; Punctulariaceae. The transcript is spliced from 2 exons. Gene Ontology annotation, cellular component: nucleus.
AUGCUCGGCGUUGAGGACUACGGUAGCGACAAUGAAAGUGGCGACGAAUCUGUUUGCACCCCGAAACUCCCAAUUGCAUCUGCCUCCAAGCAACCUCCCUCUUCCCAGAAGCCCACAGGCGGUCUGGGUCUAGCGUUACCUCCCCCAUCUGCUGGCACUUCAUCGAAACCGACGAAGAAAACCAAGAAGAUAGCUAUAGGACUACCUUCUCUUUCCAAGACCUCCGAUGAUGAAGCAGAGGCGAACGACGACCAACCUCCUCCCGCCAAGAAGGCUCGAUUAGAGAAUGGCGCAGGGAGGUCAAGCUUGCUUUCCAUGCUGCCUGCGCCGAAGCAGAAGGCACCGAUUCUGCCCAAACCCGAGCGUGUCCUUGGAGGCGGGCAAGGCCCUGGUUUAGUGUUCAAUACGUCGCGGUCGAGCGCUGUUGCCUCUGUUCCGAUCGAGGAGGAGGCAGUGGACGCAGAAGAUAGUGCGGUACCCGUUCCUGGAGAAGACCACGCACCGACACCGUCGACAUUCAUGUUGCCAUCAUCUCUUCGCAAGGGCAAGGCCAACGUAUCGUUGGAAGACCCCGCCCCCAAAUCCACACCCGCACCAAAGCCAAUUUCAUCGGCUCCAGCGGUAGAUUUCUUCUCUCUCGGUUCUACAUCCUCGUCCUCUGCAAACAAACCCUCGGUUCCCGUUGCCGUACCCUCCAAACCAUCUAUCAUCCCUACAAGGUCCGCUGCACCCGCCCUCGACGAUUUCACUCCACCAGAACCUACACCUUCCGAUCCGUACCCUGGCUACUAUCAGCUGCCAUCGGGUGGCUGGGCCCAAUAUGAUACGGCCUACUACCAAUCUUUCUACAAGAAAUGGCAGAAGGACUACGAGAAGUAUAUCCGAAACCUCGAAAAGGGCAAACUGGAGAAAGGGUUCGAGGACUUGGACAGGGUUGGAAUCAGCGGCGAGGUGGAUCCGGUGGCCGAGAUGGAGAAGGCGAAGGUCCAGGUCAAAGAGCUGGAGGAGCGCAAGCAGCUAACGCACGGUGCGGGAAGUGGACCGGAGGCGCCGAGGAUGAAUGUACAGGGGGCGAAGCUUGGAGGGAGGGCGAGGUCGCGGCAUCAACUCACUACGCUGCUCACAGAGGCGUACCAGAACCGCGAGACGCUCGAGGAGAAGAUUGCACAGGGGCGAAGAAAUAGGAAAGAAGCGGGUAUGAAGUACGGUGAGUUGUACAGGUCGUUGGCGGUCUACUUCUGUGCUCAUUCAUACUAUGUCCAGGUUUUUAAGUUCUUGUCAUCCCCUGGUGUCGCUUGA